AUGAAAAUUUUUAAGAAGCUUUUUAACACCGCCUCCAAGUCAAAGGAGGCAGAACCAGCCGAACGCAAUGUUCGGUAUCCAAUUCCAGGGGAGACAUCAGGCUCACCAGUAUCGGUUCCUUCACCGGCUACAGGGUCGGAAACCUUCUACGAGGUAGAUUUAGGCGCUGAAGACGUGGAGGAAAAGAAGCUGGUGAGGAGACAAUUCCCCCUGUUUAGACCAUUUGGAUGGUUUAAAGAGAGGAGAGAGGAGAAGGAGUUAGCUGAAAGGGUUCUUUUGGCUAAGGGGAUGGUUGCCGGCAUUCGUGCAGCUUCAAUGGGCUUCUCGGAUUCCGAAUACGUACAGUCCAUUUCUCAAGGACUCACAAAACUUGAGAAUGGAAAUUACAAAUCGGGUGAUAGGAAGUUUAUUGUACACCGGGUCACAAAGAGAGAAUUUGAAAAUGUGAUCAGGUGGCUCCCUGAAAUACUUGGCGAGGACGAGUAUGAGUCGCUACUUAUACCUGUCCUUCAAUUAGUCGAGAUGCAGUUAAAGACGAAAACCAAAUACUUCGUUGUAACACGCAAUCUCGACUAUAGGACAGAGUUUUUAUUGGAAUACAAGUUUUCCCGGAAUGGCAAGGAAUCUGCUAUAUCACGUCGCCAUCCCAACAAUUUCAGGCUCACAGAAACUCGGAAGUUCCCAGAAAAUGAGGCUUGGGAUUGGUGGGAUAAUUAUCGCUUUUUAGAAGACGUAUCUUUUCUAGCUGCCAAAGAAAGAUACGGCUUCAAGUUUGUAAUAUGUGCUGCAUAUGCAGAUGAUGGGGACCAUAGAGUUUGGUAUUAUAUUGAUGAUUGGUUUAAAGACAGUCCAAGCGGGGUCUCUCGAUUAGGUCAGAGUAGGCGCAAAUUGUCUGAGAAGUAUGCUCUUUGGAUUUACAAUCUUUUCAAUUUUCAUUUGAACCUGGUGGAAGGUCCAUUGAAGAUGAAGGACUUUGAUCGCAUAUAUCAACGUCCUAGAAAAGAAAAAUCCUUUAUUCAGAGAAAGUUGGCCGAAAUGUUUUGCUGCGAUCUGAGACCCUCAAGCUCUGAAUCAAUCUGA
Lodderomyces elongisporus is the source of this 1080-nucleotide messenger RNA. RefSeq lists its product as uncharacterized. The record is from RefSeq and is a predicted model, not a curated record. The coding region runs from base 1 to 1080 and encodes 359 amino acids. The transcript has 2 exons. Lineage: Eukaryota; Fungi; Ascomycota; Pichiomycetes; Serinales; Debaryomycetaceae.